CUUGAUUCAUUCGGACAUUCAUUGUUCGAGUACUAAUAACAUAUUGGAAAUAUUAAAUAAAUAAAAAAAAUUUUUCAUAUUUAUUUUAAAAAAGUUUGAAUGUAAUACAAGUCCAAGUCCAAGUUAUAAUUUAUUAAACUUUCUUACAGAAUCUUACGCAACUCUCAACGUUCUUAUCAACAGCCAAACUAAAAUCAACUGAUAACAUACUGUAUUAAACACAACGAAGUAUCACAGCUCAGUGUUUCAGAUAGAAAUGGUGGUUCAUUCCAGGCAUGCUCUUCUAUAUAUAAAUUGCCCCUGCUCUCAUCUACCCUUUGCGUUCAACCCUGCACUUACUCGAUUCCACUCCCAGCUACAAAUUUCUUCGAUCUGAUCCUCUCAGCGCUCUGUUUAGAUACAUAUGUUUGCUCCCAUACUUACAGUUGUAGCGGUGGUGAGGAACUGAUAUAUAUUUAUCUCUGCGAUGGUGGUGGCGGUGGCAGUGUGUUGCCUUUCUUUUCCUCAUUAAUAUUUCGUUGGUGGAGCGAAAACAGAGCGACCACAACAGAGCGGCAGAAUAGCUCAACAACAGCACAACAGAGUGCAAGUUUCUCGCUGUUUCUCUCACCGUCGUCGACGUCAUCAUCGUCGCUGUGGCAAUUGUCGUUAUGGUUUAGGCCGUUUCAUCGCUUUCGUCGCGUUAGUCGUUGUUGGGUAUAUUGUGAACGUAAUCGACGUCAGUCAAAAUACAACAAACUGGCAUUUUGAUGGCGCAUUCGUUCGAUGGCAACGGUUCGGAUUGGAGCAGCAGGCGAGCGCAUUGUUUUAUUAUCCACUUUAUCACCAUUUAUUGUUAUUGCCAUUGUGGUCUUUUAACGCUCGAUUCUCUGUUUGGUACUAUUCAGUAUAGCUAAUGCCAUCAUACUCAAACAGUUCUAGUUGGUAAAAUAUGAAACUACUGAAACAACAAAAACAGCAGUGAUAGUGACAGCGCCAAAAACAUCAACAACGACGGCAGCAUUUUAGUGCCAUUGACAGCGGUUUGAUUCGGUGAAAAUACUCGCUAUCGGACUGCUAUCAAAACGCUAUCGUAAGCCAGCAACACAUAUCAAAGCGCUGCGGCGUUCAGUGUGGUGCAGUGCAGUAGUGUCAAAUUAGAGUAAUAUAGAAUCGCGGCAGUGACGAAUAAAAGUCAUCAAAGCAAACGAAAACGCAAACGCAAACGACGGUAGUAGUAACAGCAACAGUCGUCUGGCAGUCAGGCAGUGAGUUAGACAAUUGUUCAGUGCAGCGGCAGCGUUCGUAACGAAAUCUCGGUUUGGUGGCUUUGACGCUAAUAAAUUUGAUUAUUAUUAUUAUUGUCGCUAUUACUAUUAUUUUAACGAUUAUUGUGUUGAUUGUGGUUGUUGUUCGUAUUAUUAUGCUGAUGUCGUUUCUAUGAGCCGGGUUGGCCAAUUGUUUUCGACAAAGUAUACAUUGUGAAUAAAACAAAUUAUUUGUAAACUGGAGAAAAGAUAUUUAAACAAGCUUACGAUAGCAAAGAAAAUAAAUUAUGUAAUAGUGAUUAUGUGAAAAAACAUUAAAAAUAAAUUAUUGGUGAUAGUAAUUUUUUUUGUGACGAUAACAACAAUUUAAUAAAAUUAAUAAAAAGGCCAGUGUUUAUAUAAAGUAACUACAAUAACAGUUCUUUUGCAAAAAAUAUGAAGUAAUUGUGCUUGUGAACAUUAGCCGUGGUAUAACAUUUGUGUGCAAUUAUUAUAUAUUCGUUUACAUUAAACCAUUUGGUUCAAUUGGAAUCAAAGAUCGUUAAAGAUCCUUAAAAAAAUAAGUAAAUAAAAUUGGUAAAGUAUAUUAAAACAAAUGGAAACUCAAAGUGAUUAUGUAAAUUUGUGAAAGGACUAAUUUUAAUCAAUGAACAAAACCGAAAAAGAGUUUACUUUCAAUUCAAGUGGAUCCAAAUUUACUAUCUCGCAAAGCUUUAAAAAUCUAUAAAUAUAAAACACUAAACGAAAUAGCCGCUCACCAGCUCACCAAAUAACCUGUCGUGGCAAGUUACUCCUACCAAAGCUAGAGCCUAAUAAGGUUUAGUUUUCCCUUGAGACAGCAUUACAACCGUCAAAAUUCUUACCGCUAGCAAUAUGAAUUCCUACUUUGAACAAGCUUCGGCUGGAUUUUACGGACACCCGCAUCAGACAUCCGGUAUGACAAUGGGCACUGGAGGUCAUCAUGAUCAGACAGCAACAGCAGCUGCAGCCGCUUAUCGUGGAUUUCCGCUCUCUUUGGGCAUGUCGCCUUAUGCCAACCAUCACUUACAACGCACCACACAGGACUCCCCCUACGACGCAAGUAUCACAGCGGCUUGUAACAAAAUCUACAGUGAUGGUGCCUACAAACAGGACUGUCUCAAUAUCAAGGCCGACUCCGUGGUCAAUGGUUACAAAGAUAUCUGGAAUACUAGCGGGAAUGGUACGGGUGGUGGUGGCGGUUCUGGAGGGGGUGGUGGUUCAGGUGGUGGUUCUAACGGUUCCAAUAAUAAUGGACAGAACAAUCCUGCUGGUGGUAUGCCAGUGCGUCCAUCCGCUUGCACUCCAGACUCCCGUGUUGGUGGGUACUUGGACACUUCAGGUGGCAGCCCGGUAAGCCAUCGAGGUGGUAGUGGUGGAGGAAGUGGUGGAACUGGUGGUGGAGUUGUCGGUGCCAGUCAAGGAGGCGCUGGCGGUGUUGGAAAUGUAGGUGGUGUUGGUGUUGCCGGUGGUGUUGGUGUUGGCGGAGCAGGAACCGCAUGGAAUGCAAAUUGUACAAUUUCUGGAGCGGCAGCGGCUCAGAGCGCUAGCAGCUUACAUCAAGCCACCAAUCAUACUUUCUAUCCGUGGAUGGCUAUCGCAGGUAAGAUAAGAUCAGAUUUAACACAAUACGGCGGAAUAUCAACAGACAUGGGUAAGAGAUACUCAGAAUCUCUUGCGGGCUCACUUCUUCCGGAUUGGCUAGGAACAAAUGGCCUCCGAAGACGUGGUCGACAAACUUAUACCCGCUAUCAGACGCUCGAAUUAGAGAAAGAAUUCCACACCAAUCAUUAUCUGACCCGCCGACGAAGAAUCGAAAUGGCGCAUGCACUCUGCCUCACCGAACGACAGAUAAAAAUCUGGUUCCAAAAUCGACGAAUGAAGUUGAAAAAGGAAAUCCAGGCUAUCAAAGAACUCAACGAACAAGAGAAACAAGCGCAAGCGCAGAAGGCGGCAGCACAAGCGGCGGCGGCAGCGGCGGCGCAAGCGCAACACAUAGGAGAUCAAAACUAGGAAAAAACCACUACAAAUUAUUCAUAUUACAAAAUUAAUAAUAAUAACAAUAACCCUAAUGCUAAUAAUAUUUUUAACAAUAACUUUACAUCUAAUACAAUAUCAACAACUGGAAGAAGAAGCCUGGCAACAACAACACCGUCGUACUCCCAUAAAACAACGGCAACCAUUUGCAAUAGCAUAAUGUCAACAUCAUCGCCAACAUUAAUACCAAUGUCGAUGUCGUUGCAUUCGUCAGCGUCGUCAUUGUCCUCAUCUCCGUCACCCGCAUAUCACGCACACUCCCACACACCAACAAAUGCAAAUGCGAAUCAUUUUAUCGAUAGUUUAAGCAAUGCUAAUAUUAAGUAUAAUCGAUUGAAUUUUAUUUUAAACCGAAAUAUUUACGAGUAUUCAGCGAUGAGUAGUGGGCACAAGCUUUAUUGAAUUUCAAUAUUUUAGCGCGGAGAAGCGGAUCCAGACUACUUAAAUUGUUGCAAUCAUGUUAAGUUUAUUGCCUAAUUUUUUAUUGUUAUUUUCACAAAUCGGAAAAAUUCUAUAACUUUAUAAGAUCUAGAAAAUCGUAUACAUGAGGUGACCAGCUAUAUUUAUGUUUCCAACAUUAUUUUGUGUUAGAAAUGCUUUUCUACGUAUUCUUAUUAAAUAUUUAUUAUGAAGUAGCUUCCAUGUACAAUCAAUGUUUGUAAUUUCUUAAAUUUAAUUUCCGCUUGCUAACAAUGUAUUGCAAAUAUUGCUAUAGUAAAUGUGGGUACAAAAAUAUGAAUGUUUGUUACGUAUUCUGUUGAUGUGAAUUUUAAAUUAUUAUUGCCAUUACUCAUGUAAGCAAAAUAAAAUAUUUGUGUAUAAUUUCGCUCUUAUACUUAUUAUAUCGUAUAUAUAGUAUAGUAUAGUACCUUUUAGAUACUCUCGAAUUGAAAUCGGAAAUCACAGUCUUUUGUAAGUGUUAGUUGCUUCUAUUAGUUAUUUGGUGUUAAAAAAAUAGAGUUACUUAAAUAAAUUUCUUAGCGAAAAAAUGUGUUUCAGUUUUCUUUAGCGAAUUUGCUUUUUUCGGAACUAUCUUAGAAGAGUAUAUAAUUAUUGACGAAUACCUUAGCCAUAUAAACUAUUCGUGAGAAACUAUAUCCCUAUUCCUAAUAAAAUAGAAGGCUUCACUAUCUGUAGAAGCUGAAUUUUCAGCAAAACAAAAAUUCAAUAUUUUGUCAGUUUAUGUGUGAUCUCGUAUUUUUAUUUUUUUAAUGUAUAACUUACUUUAGUAUUUUUGCUGUACACCAGUAACCAUAAAACCUUUGUACUAAAAUAUACUACCGCAAUAUGAAGAUACAAGUACUCGUACAUAAUUUACGGUUGAUAAUUUCGUGUAAUUCUUUGAUGCUUCUUAUUUAGAAAAUAUGAAUAUGAAAAUUUAAAAUUAAAAUAUACACAUUUGUGGGAGGGGCGUCUAUAUUGCCGUUCCAUGCAGAAAAUUCACUAAUUUUAAGUGCAAUAUUUUAAUAGUAGCGUAUGGAGAUAAUAAUACUUUUAACUAAGGAAAUAACUGCAAAACUAAAAAGACAAAUAAAAUAUUAACGAACAAAAUAUUUUAUGAGAUACUUGAUAUUGGUUUGUGACAUGAAUAUUAUGUGUACUUCUAAUUUUCACUAUUUCCAUACAGAUGAAUGAAUGUCAAAAUUAGUAAUUGUGCUCAUAACUUAUAUUAGGAAUAUUUAUGUAUAUGUGUAUUUGCACAUAAGUAUUGACAUUUGAAAAUCAUAAGAAUCAUUUUAACUAACGAAACAACAUAAUUUCAAACCAUAAGGCACAAUAAUAACACGAAAAAAUAACCAUCGAGAACGCCCAAUUCCAAAUCCAAUAUAAAUUAUGUUCAUAUCUUUAUAAAUCGAUUUAUUGUGGAAACUUAUGUGUCAUUUAAGCAAUUACAUAAAUUAAACACGUUUUGAAUUCAAGAACUCAGCCAAUAAUAUUUCAAGGAAGCUUCGUCGAAAAUGUAGGUUUAUGUAAUAUAUAAAUGGAAUACAUUGAAAGUAUACUAUAGUACUUAAAAAUGUUAUUUAAGAAAUUUAACUCACACAGUAACUAAGUUAUUUUGUAAAAACAAAAACUUUGGGAAACUCGAAGAGAGCCAACUUUUCUUCAUCAGUGCAACAGAAUCCUUCUACAAAAUGUAUACGUAACUAGUGAGUAAGUGCAAAUAAUAAUAUUGGAAAUAAUAAAAAAUUUUGAUUAUUAUACAUUAAAAUUAUAUUAUUCAUAAAAAAAUUAAAUAAAUAAACUAUAAAACCAGAUACGUAAAAAAAUCAAAUUUUCACAAAAACAUUUACUAAACAUACAUAUAAAAAAAUAUAUGUAUAUAUUAAUAGAUUCACGAAUCUCAAAGGAGGAUACGUUUAUUGUGCAGUUAAAUAUUUAUUGUAUUUUAUUAAAUGAAUAAAAGUAAGUAGUAAUAACAAAAGGACAAAUAUACGUAAUUUGAAAGUAACUGAUUGUGAGGCAUAAACAAAAUGAAAAUAUUUAUGAAUAGUUAAGAAAAGUAUAAAUAUAAGAGCGCUUUGCAAAUAUUUAUAUAUGUGUGUAUGUAUUAAAGUCUCCAGCGUGAGCCCCUUUGAGUCCAUUGCGCGAGUCGAGUUUUUGAAGAAAUACUAUAUUAAUAAACUAUAUUCCCAUUAACAUAGUUUUUUUUUAUAAAUUCACAAAUUUUUAAUAUCUUUUCCCAAAAAUGCUCUAAAAUACUGAAGCAAUAGAAUAGUCUUAUAAUUAGCCGUCUAAAUUAUUGUUUUACAAAAAAAUACCGAAAACUAGUGAUCUUAAAUUAAGCAUUCAGACCCAGUAAAGAACAAAUAAGAAUUAAUUAAAAUGGCUGCGAGCCAAAAAAAAAAA
This is a messenger RNA of Zeugodacus cucurbitae (melon fly), 6152 nucleotides long. Its product is annotated as homeotic protein ultrabithorax. Gene Ontology annotation, molecular function: DNA-binding transcription factor activity, RNA polymerase II-specific; RNA polymerase II cis-regulatory region sequence-specific DNA binding. Lineage: Eukaryota; Metazoa; Arthropoda; Insecta; Diptera; Tephritidae. Gene Ontology annotation, cellular component: nucleus. The transcript has 4 exons. The record is from RefSeq and is a predicted model, not a curated record. Bases 2121 to 3278 code for a protein of 385 amino acids. Gene Ontology annotation, biological process: anterior/posterior pattern specification; negative regulation of transcription by RNA polymerase II.